CGAGGACUGUUGUUCGAAAUUUUGUAUAUGAAAAAAAAGCAAAUACAGAAUUUCUUAUUUAUUUGCAUUCACAGACAACAAAAAAAAAAAAAAAAAUUUUAAUUUUUUUUUUUUGAAAAAUUUCUUUAUUUAUGUUGCACCUUGUAAAAAAAAUUCAUAUCAAUAAGCAACAAGUUUGGAAAAAUUAUAUUUUUCCAUAUUUAAUCAUUUUUUUAUUGCUAUUUUUUUAAAUAAAAAUCUGGGAUUUUUACAGAAUUUUUUUUUUUGAAAAAUUAAAUUUUGUCAAUCAAAAAAAUCCCAAUCAAAAUUGGGAGUAAAUUUUUAUUUAAAAAUCAAAAAUGAUAGUCUAUAAAAUUUAGAAACAAUAUAAAAUUUACCUAAUUAUUUUAAGAAAAUUAUUCUUUUCGCGAGAGACAAAAAAAAACAAUUUGAUAUUAAAAUUUUGUAAAAUUGCAUUUUGUAACAUGUGCAAGUGAAUAAAUGAUUUUUUUUUAUUUAUCAAGAUUAAUGACAACAACGAGGGAAAAAUUCUCGAAAGGAUUUACAAGAAUUUAAAAAAUAAAUAGGAAAAUAAUUUUUUAUUCUAAAUAAGAAACAUUAAUGUGUGUGUGUUUUUUCUACAUAGAGGAAAAUAUAGAAAACAAACGUGCGUGCAAUAAAGCAAUUUGUGGUUGUAUCUUUCAACAGUGAUCCUUUUUUUUUUGCAGAAUUUUUCUGCAAAUAUAGAUAUAAGUGGAAUAUGAAUUUAAAAUAUAUGGAAGAACCAAUAACUAAAGAGAAGAUUGAUAUAGAAAAAUUAAUUGCAAUUAAAAAAAUACUCACUAAAAGAAAAAUAAAACAAAUGAAGAAAGAUUCUUUAUCUUGAUUAACGAAAUAAAAAAAAAAAAGAAGAAAAAAAAGAAAAAAGAGGAAAUUGCUCUACAAUUCUUUUUUCUUUAUUCCUAUGAAAUUGAUUUCGUUCACGAUUUACGCGCGAAAAUGAGAAAAGCGGAGCUUAAGUGUUGAACGUCUCCUUCACAAUGCGUGACAUGCAACGGAUCAAUCAGGACCGUUGCGAAAUGCAAAUGCAUCAACGAAAAACACGAUAACGAACAAAUGGAAACUGACGGUAAUUUCAGUCUGCUUCAAAGGUUGGUCAUGGAUAACUAUGGAAACGAAAGUUUUUACAACGAAACAUUUUUUACUGACAAUUCAACAAUAAACGAAGAUUAUAUUUUCGACCGAAUUGAAGUGAAAAUAAUAUUCAUUACUCUCUACUCUAUUGUCUUCUUCUGCUGCUUUUUUGGAAAUUUGAUGGUAAUUUUCGUGGUAACAUUCUCCCGUCGACUGAGGAGCAUCACAAACUUCUUCCUGGCAAAUUUGGCAGUCGCUGAUUUAUGUGUUGGUAUAUUCUGCGUCUAUCAAACACUAACAAACUAUUUAAUGAACAGUUGGCAAUUGGGCGAAUUCCUUUGUAAAAUCUACAUGUUCGUUCAAUCAUUAUCUUAUACGGCAAGCAUUUUGAUUUUGGUUGUUGUUUGUACAGAAAGAUAUUUGGCAAUAAUACAUCCUAUCAAAUGCAGAUCAAUGUUAACGCGAAGCCGUUUAAGGGUCGUUAUUGGAAUUGUGUGGUUGAUAGCCGCAAUCUAUGCAAUACCACGUUUUGUUUAUGUUGAAACGAUUAAUCAUCAAUUGGACACGGGCGAUAUUGAUGUGAUUUGUAUAGUUAAUUUUAAGAGUCACAACAAAGCGGCCCUCGAUGCUGUUAAUUUAAUAUUCCUCUAUCUUUUUCCAUUGUUUCUCAUGUGUUGUCUUUAUACGAGAAUUGCCGUUUCACUUUGGAAAAGUGGUGCAGCACUUGGAGGACCUGGUCUCGUUGCAAGAACGAGAAAUGGACGAGUUCAACAUAUUCACACUUCGAGUAGAAAUGUCCUUCGAGCUAGACGUGGUGUCAUAAGAAUGUUGAUAACCGUGGUGGUGAUGUUCGCGAUAUGUAAUUUACCACAACAAGCAAGAAUAGCGUGGCUCCAUUGGGAUCCAAAUUACAGCCGAACAUCGGACUUUAGUACAAUACUGACAGUGUCAACGUUUCUUGUUUCAUACAUGAAUUCAUGUUUGAAUCCAGUAUUAUAUGCAUUUCUCUCGAGAAAUUUUCGUAAAGGAAUGCGAGAACUUUUAAUGUGUGCUAAUCGUGAUCAAAGUGGAAGAUUGGGUAUCGGAUGUACAAGUGGUGAUGUUGCUCGUCACGAAAGCGGACUUAAUACAAAUAUAGCACAUAGCUCGAUGGUGAGAUUAAGUUCUGUUCAUGAUAGUCCAUGCUCAACACAAACUGUCACACGACAAGAAACAUUAGGUCCUUGUUCUUAAAGGAAAUUAUAUAGAGGACAUUCAAAAUCGUUAAAUUCCAUUGACAAAGACAUUACUGCAGUUUCAAUUUCAAUCUGCUUGUCACGUUGGUCUUUCCACAAGAGACCCUUAAUUAGUAAAGUGCAGAAUACUUAACUUUAGUCCAAAGUUUCUACUACUAUUAAACCAGUACAUCGGAAGUAACAGUGUCGCAUGUGAAUGUUAAUGUCCCUCGAGUCCAACCACUGACCUUUAAAAGAAUAGCAGUUAAUGUGUCUAGAUUUAAGUUUUUCUUCACGUUCUCCAUUUUCUUUAAACUCUAUUUUUGCGCCAAAAUAGAAAACAAUUUAAAAUAUUAUCGAAAGCAAAUUAAAAAUAAUUGGAAGACCAAUUUCAGUAAAAACUCAAAUUGAAAAAAAUGAAUGAAAAACUAAUUCAAUCGAUUUCUCCUUUAAUCUUUUACUUUCAAAAAAAAUAUAUAAAAACGUUUUGACGCCUUUCCAAUACCCCUUUCUCAGGUGUCAGAAAUGUCGAAAAAAUAUAUAAAAACAAUAGUUCUUAAAUAUCAUUUCUAUAUAGUAUUUUCAUCUCUAAAGACAAAUUUUUCCCAACUUGAAAGUUUUAUAUAUAUAUAUAAAAGAGGACCGAAGAAAAAACUUUAGAUCCUCUCUUGAUUCUUUCUUUUUUCCCCUUACUCUCUUUUAUUUCCCUUUAUAAAAAGAUUGUAACACAAUCAAAAGUAUUAGGAGAGAAUAAAAAGAAGACCCCAAUAAGAGGAAUUAGUUUUCAUUCUAUAUAUAUAUAUAUAUAUAUAUA
This is a messenger RNA of Leptopilina boulardi, 3141 nucleotides long. Its product is annotated as trissin receptor. NCBI's taxonomy places the organism in Eukaryota, Metazoa, Arthropoda, Insecta, Hymenoptera, Figitidae. Gene Ontology annotation, biological process: G protein-coupled receptor signaling pathway. The transcript has 4 exons. The record is from RefSeq and is a predicted model, not a curated record. Bases 1096 to 2346 code for a protein of 416 amino acids. Gene Ontology annotation, molecular function: neuropeptide Y receptor activity. Gene Ontology annotation, cellular component: plasma membrane.